Equus caballus (horse) is the source of this 11251-nucleotide messenger RNA. NCBI's taxonomy places the organism in Eukaryota, Metazoa, Chordata, Mammalia, Perissodactyla, Equidae. The record is from RefSeq and is a predicted model, not a curated record.
CGAGACGCGGAGCGGCUGGUUCGAACCGGCGGGAACCGGCCGCGGGACUGGGUCUCCCCGCGCCCCCCGGGGCCCCCCGAGUCCCCGCCCUCGGCCGCUGGGUGCGUCCCGGCGUCCCGUCCCCGCCUGCGGUGACCCAGAUGCGCACAGCUGCCAUCCGCCCGGGGAUCUGGGACUCUCAGCCCCGGGUCGGGGCCUUGGGGGGCGGGCGGGGAGUCUGGGGAGACCGACUUGGGGGCCCUGGGCCGGGAGGGGCUCCUGAACCGUCUUCGGUCCCUAAUUGACCCCCCGCCCCGGUUACGGCCUGGAUGGUUAGCUGUCAGCUCCCCGGACGCUGGUUUGAGGAGAAAAGAAAUGAUUCCUGGCCCCCGGGUUCUCCCGGUGGAGGGAGAGAACCAGCCCGCAGGACAAGGACCGCCCACCCGGGGAGGCGGCGCCCCAGCGCCAGAGCCAAACGCACUUGAGACCCGGCGGGGACAGGAGCCGGUGGCCUUUGUUCUGGGCGCUCCAGUGAGCGAUGGGCGAGGGUCCACGUGGGAGGACGGCCAUUUGUCUGUUGCAGUUCAGCACCGCCCCUCCCUGGGUUUGUCCCCUCGAAAAGCUGUGUUCGCUCAUUGAACCUCAGUUUUUCAGCCAAUGUAAAAACAGUUAAUUAAUAGAGUGGGGAAACAGAAGAUAAAAUAUUUCUAGAGGGACGAAUUUCAGGAAAAAUGUGUGUUACAGUCCGUUCAAGCAUGCAUUUUUAAAUGCCUCCCAUGGGGUAGUGAGUUUCUCAGGUCUAUUUCUUUGAUAACACAUGGAAUUCCAGGGUUUAGCCUUGAAAAUCCUCCUGGGGAAAAGGAUGUCAAAGAAAUAGAGAAACUCUCCCUUUCACUGUGGCUCUAGAGAAAUGAAGACGUUCCCACGAAGUGUGGCAGGUGAAUUGGUGAAUUAUAAAGAUUCACCAAGAUACCAGUUAUUUUCCUUGGCAGCGUGGGUACUCUGUGACAGUAGGUAAUACGGUUUGCUAUUAUCUGUAAUACACUUUGCUUUAACCCACAAUAAAUUGAUUAUUGUCCAUGGAAGCGGUGGGAGUACAGGCUUCUUUCUUAUUUAGACAAGAGUCUCUCGCCGUCCCGUCUAUUGAACUGCCUGUCAUUUCUGCCCCUGCUCUGCAGCGGCUGCCCUGUUGCGAUGAAGUUUCGUCCUACACGUGGGCCUGUUGCCCGGCUUUGUUCCUGUCUGGGAUCUAGUCGUCCAGUCCAGCUGUCCAUCAUGUCAGGAUCACAGCAACAGCGCCUGUUGCUUUAAAGUCCUUGCUGUGUGAUAGGCAAGCUCUCCCCGGCCCCGGUUCUUCAGAACAUUCUGGCUCUUUCGGACAUCUGUUCUUAUUAGGAAUGUAAAAUUAGUAUUUGUCCAGUCCGAAGAAACAUACCUGGUUUGGGAAUUCAGUGGAAUUUUUUGAAGAUCAGAGAUCUCUCUUGGGAGGGUUGCUGUCUUGGUAACGCCGAGUUCUUUUUAAGAACGUGUGCUGUCUUUCCUUUGAUUUCAUUUUGUUACCAUCCUUAGACUUUUUAAUUUUUCCGUUCACUUCUUUUUAUAGCCUUCAUUAGAAUUAUUUAGUACUAAUUUGGUUUUUACCAUGAUAUGUGUUAUCUUUUCAAGAUGAAUUUUCCCAACUUGCUGUCAUUUUUAAUUAGAAAGGUAAUGGAAUUUAUUUGUAUACUGCGUUUUUAUCCUGGAAUCUUGUUAACAAUCUUAUUCUGUGAUUAUCUUUGUGUUCUGUUGGUGUCCUACAGGUACAGUUGUUAGAGUUACGCACUAAGACGUGUGUUUUUCUUUUCCAUUUCUUGUACAUUUGUUUAUUUUUUGGUAGUUCUGGAUUGGCUCUCUAGGAUAAUGUGGACUAAGCGAGGUACUAGGCGUACUUCAUUUGUACGCAAUUGUUUUGGAGAAAACAGUGAACUUCAUGCCAUUUCUAUGUUUUUUGUUCUUUUUUGAGCAGCCUCGUAUCAGCGUUUGCUUAUCAGGUUGUGCACGUUACCUUCUCGUCCCCAGUGGUGAGUCUUUUCUGUGCGUGUGUUGAGAGUUAUAAAAUAGUUUUAGGCAGCACUUAAGAUGAGUACAGGUAAAUCAUAUUGAUUGAUUUUGGAGUUUUCUAUUGUAUAAUAUAACAUCAGUGCAGGAAAAUGCAUAUGCCAUAUGUACACUUGACAGAAAUACUAAAAAAUAAUCCUCUGUGAAAUGAAGUUGAGCCCUAAGUGUUGAAUAAGCUUUCACGCCAGACACCCCACUGGCAGUGAAUCCCCACGGCAGGCCCCCUUACUCUGCAGCAUGUUCAAUUCUGUGAAGAUAUAUGUGUGUGUGUGUGUAUAUAGUUAUGCCUAUAUGUAUAUUGUUAGCUGUGUAGACAUAUAUAUUUUUUUUAAGCAAUUUAGUUAUCAAUUUGCACUGUUGUCUCAAAUGGUUAUUUUCCUGUUUUCUUUUCCUCUGCCCUGCAGCCAGUCAUUCCUAUCUAUCUAUCAAUAUAGAUAAAUACGCACGCACGUGUGUAAAUAUGUCUGUCUCCUUCCUGAUCCCCUCACUGUGACACAUCUUCCUUAGGACUUUUAUUGGCUUCGCGUAUUUAUUGUUUUCCGCUGAAAGAGUUUCAGACCCACGUGUUCAGAGUUUUUGUUUUGUUCAGUCUGUAGCCCCAGUGCCUGUCAUCCUAGGACCUGUGUAGCCGGAAGCUGAAUAGAUUUAACGAGAUGGCAGAGAAAGAGGUGAGAUCCUUCUGGCGAGCGGUCUCUCGUGAGACGCAGGGCUUGGCGGGGAGAAGGAGCGUGAGCAUGUCAGAGUGGAGUCGGAGGUUCCUGGUGGCCACUCUCCAUCGUGCCCGGCAACCGUGAGCUUAUCUCAUCACACUGGGGAAUAAGUCACUACAGGUAACCAGCUGGAAGGUGGAUGUGGAAGAAGGGCAGGUGUCAGGAGUUGGCGUGACAUUACCGACUGUCUGCGUUCCUCUGCUGUGAACCAGUUUUGACGUCUGCUUUGCAGUUAUCAUUAGAAUAUUUGAGCUAAUGUGUAUGAAGCUCUCUGCAAAGUCUUUCUCAUGUAAUGGAUGCUCAGUGGCACAUUGUAAAAGUUAGCGUUGUACAGGGGGUUCAGCUGUGCGAUGGUUUCAGGAGGUGUGCUGGGGGUCCCUGUGUUCAUCGGCGGGGGCUGCUAAAGCAAAAAUCCUGGAGACAGGGGGGCUUCUAAACUGCAGAAGUUUAUGCCUCACCGUGCUGGAGGUUGGCGAGUCCAGGACCAGGCUGCCGGCAGAUUCGGUGUCUGGUGAGGCCGCUUCCUGGUCAGUAGACGCCGUCUUCUCGCCGUGUCCUCACAUGGGGGAAGGGACAGGGAGCUCUCCGGCGUCUCUGUUACAGUGACUCUAGUCCCAUCACGGGGGCUCUGCCCUCAUGACCUAGUGCCCUCCCACAGGCCCCAGCUCCUGAUACCAUCACGCUGGGGCUUAGGUGUGAACGUGAACUUUGGGGACACAACCGUCGGUCUGUAGCAGUCUCCAAGCCAACCCCCAGGUUCACGGAUUCACUGGGAGGACUCCCGGGUUCCGCCUGUGGUUGCAGUCACAGCUGUGACUACUAUAGUGCAAGAGUCGGGUGACGUUAGCAGAGGGGAGGGGGCCCUGGGACGAGUCCUGAGCAGACAGGAGCAGGAUUCCGAGGUCCCCUCCAGUGAAAUCACAUGGGACGCGCUUCAUUCCCCAGCAGCCAGCCGUGACAACACGUGAGAAGUGUUGUCUACCCGGGAGGCUGAUGAGAGACGCGGGUACCGGGGCUGGUUGUGUGGAUACCCUCUGCCUCAGCGAGCCGAGAUUCCAGCCUUCUGGAAGGAAAACCGCUCUUCUGCGUAAACCAGAUUAUUUGCCCAGAAAGGCAGAGGGAGCCACUGCUGUCAGGGGGUGGGAGCUCCCGGAGUCCAGGUUCCCCUGCGCCAGCUGAGGCAGCUUGCCGGCAGGCCUGUCUAAGGAGAGGACCCUCAGGCCUGCUCGGUGGACCCUUUCUGCACACUCAGGCCCUGGGCCCUUGGACAGGGCACCUUCACAGCAGGUUUAUUCUCAGUGGGACCCUGGGCAGUGGGGCGACACCAUCCUGCGGUACUGGGAUCCGUUCUGUCCUUUGGGGGUCCCGGACUUACCAGUUCAGGUAAACCCUGGUAGCCAGGGGGCUUCUCCCUCAAGCUUCUGUGUUCUCUGCUCUUUGGUUGUUUCUGUAUUCUUUUUGCCUGGCCGUAGUUCAUUCCCGCAGAGCACAGCCUGGGCCAGGAGCCUGCAGCUGAGCUGAGUGGCUUCCGGGGGUAAGGCCGUGUGGUGACAGGACGCACACCCGAGAAACGGAAUCGCACAGGGCACUUGUGGCCCCCGAGACCCAGUUUACAGUUGUGGGGGGCCCCCCAGCAGGACAGGCGUUAGACAGCCUGGCCAACAGGGCCCCCACUGGGGCCUCCUUGGGGCCCUCUGGUCUCAAAGUUCUCUGUGCAGUCCGAGUAGUUCUGUCCCGUCCUCAUGUCAGGACCGCAUGAGGCAGGCAGUUGCAGUUUUGUAAUCUGCGGUGCUAUUCGUCCACCUCCCCGGUGUGGCCGCCAUCCGGAGGCCAUCUGUGUGGAUAGUAACCAUUCCAGAAUGAGCAGCACGAUUGCAGAAGGUCCCAUCAGAACACCAGGCCUUCCUCAUGGGCAGCUGCACGUGACCUAGACGGGCCAGCAGCACCUGGGAAGGUUCCAGAGUUUAGGGCCUCACAGAGAAGUCUGUAAAUCUGCAGGGCCGGCAGGCCUCCGGGAUUAUGGGUUCAGUUCCUGACCAUGCAAUAAAGGGAGUCACACGAAUUUUUUGGCUUCCCACUGCAUAUAAGAGUUAUGCUUACACCAUACUGUUGUCUGUUAAAUGUGCGAUAGCAUUAUGUCUAAAAAAACAAUAUAUACACCUUAAUUAAAAAAUACUUUAUUGCUGCAAAAUGCUGACCAUCAUCUGAGUCUUCAGCGAGUUGUAAUUGUUUUGCUGGUGGAGGAUCUUGUAUGAAAUGCAGUAUCUGCAAAGUGCAGUAAAGUGCAGCAUGCCUGUGUCCCCUGAGUCGAGUCCUGUUGGUGGAGCUGAUGCCUGCUCAGGGCGGCAUGGUGCACACUGAGGCUGCAGCGGCCCCCUGGAUCGUGUCGGGUUUGAGCUUGCAGUCAAGUUCAGGUAGUUAGGAUCUGCGGACUCCGAAUUCUGGAAAAUGCUGGGGGCUUCCUCACAGCAGAAAGCUGAGACGCUGCUGUGUGCCACCUGUGGUAAGUUACCCUGCUGUCCUCUGUGCCCUUGAGUCCAGCUCUGAGGACCGCUUAGAUUGCUGGGCAGCUGGCGGCCUCGAGGUCAUCAGAAAUAGGCUUUCCUAAGAGCUCGUGAGCCAGCUGGAAACUUCUACCUAAAAUUCCAAGAGUAAAUCUCUAUUUAGAGCUUGCCUGUUUUUCCAUUUUGUUUCCUUCUUUUUUUGAACCUCCAGUGGGUAAACUUCAUAGUGAAAAAUUAUCAGAGGUGGAGAUGUAAUCUGGUUUUUUCUAAAGCUUAGAGUUUAAACUCCAGCCAUGUGCCGUGGCAGAAAGCAAGGAGGUCGUGUCUCGCAGACACUGUUUCUCUGUCCCGAUGGGGACGGUCCCUCUAGUAUUUAUCAGAUUACAAGCACGUGCCAUUUUGCAUCAGUUUUUAUGAUACAUGCUGGUGCAACAGCUGCAGAACAAAACCAUUUUAAGUAGAAAAACCCCUUCCCCUCUUUGUUCCUCACUGCAAAUUCACUCUCACCCUGGGAUCCGUUUCCUAGGGCUGCCGUAACCAAGGACCACAGUGCGAGUGGCUCACAAAUUCAUCCUCUCACCGUUCUGGAGGCUGGGAGCGGAAAUCAAGGUGUUGGCAGCGUCCCGCGCCCUCAGAGCCCUCGGGGGCUCUGGGACCCUUCCUUGUCUCUCAGCUUCGGGGAGCCCCAGGCCUUCCUGUGCUUGGGGCAGCAUAAUUCCAGUCUCUACCUCCCUCUUCACGUGGCCGUCUGGCCUGUGUGUCUCUGUCUCCACAUGGCGUUUUCCUCCUAUAAAGACACUUUUUCUCUGUACUUACUAGGGUGACCCCUCUAGCUUUUACCAAAUUACAAGCAUAUACCAAAUCCACUAUGCUUUGUUAGAGCCAGAUCGGCAGAGGGAAAAGGCGGCGGGGGAGAAAUCUGAAGGAAACCAGGUGUAUGCUUUCCGAGAGUCCCCUCCCAGGGGAGCCGCACAGGACGUCCCUGAUACCAGCAUCGAGUUGUGACAACAUGUAAAAUCAUCUGCCGGGAGCUCAUUAGAGACGCAGUGGCCAGCAUUUCAUUGACAGCGGAUCCUGUGAGCACCCGCUGCCUCGCAGGUGCCGGGACUCCAGACUCCUAGGAGGAACGCAGGUGCGGCAUUCACAGCGAGGCUGCACGUUCAGCGAGUCGCUUCAGUUAGGGCGGUGUGAAAGCUCCCGAAAUCCCAGUUCCCAGAGGCCAGCCUUCCAGUGCUCGUCUCUAAGGCUAAGUUAAGGCCUGCACGGUCAGCUCGUUUUCUGCCCGCUAGGUGAGGAGACUGUAUUAGAGGAAACACUACAGAUAACGGGACUGACAGCAGUUCAGCUGACUCGGGACGCUCCUGUCGUCCCUUUAGCAACAAUAGGGUUAUUCCUCUUCUGCUGCUUGUCGAAUAGGUAAAUGCUGGCACCAGAAUUGUGCAUGAGAGUAUUUGCUCUGUCCCUGCUCGUGGGUGUCAGUGCAUUGAUGGUCUUUUUAAAAGACCAGGGCUUAAGGGAGGCAUGCAGAUCAUAAGCUUAGGGGUUGGCCUGACAUGCUCACGUGCCCAACGGAGGAGGGACAUGCAGCUGAGAGACGCUGAGAGGGCAGCCUCCAGGAUGGUUUGUGGGGAAUCACUUUCUCCUGGAGUUUGAGAUGCGGAGUGUUUCCUUUGUAGGAAGGAACUGCCGAAUCCUUUAUGUAUUUUAUAAUCAAGCACAAAUUCACUGUUGGAUGUUCUUGUCUUCAGUUAACGCCUUAGCAAAGUUGGGCUCUUACCCUUAUCCUCAAAUUCAGCAAGAGUUCUCUUUGAUGGCUCUGGUGGAAGGGGCCAUUUUGGCAUCAUAUAACCUCACUCUGUAUGUGUGCGUGUGUGUGUCUGUGUGUGUCUGUGUGUGUGAGUGAGUGAGUGUGAGAGAGUCCUCAGAACUGGUGGGCAGCAGCACUCAGACUCAGGAGUGUGUGGAAUGUAUGGAGGCCUAGGUUCCCGUGUCUCUUUCCUCUUUCCUGAGCUCCAACUUCAUGAAGAUGCACAGAGAGGAAGAGUAGAAAUUAAGCCUGCGAUCACUAUUACACAAAUAAGGACUCAGUGGUCUUUGAGGACGUGGCUGUGGACUUCACCGUGGAGGAGUGGGCUCUGCUGGAUUCUGCUCAGAGAGAGCUCUACAGAGACGUGAUGCUGGAAAACUUCAGAAACCUGGCCUCAGUGGAUGAUGAAACUCAGUUUAAGGCCAAUGGGUCAGUUUCUCAGCAGGAUAAUUAUGGAAAUAAAAUAUCCAAGGAACAUAAAAUAGCAAAGUUCACCAGAAAUGAUUCCUGGGCCUCCAUCUUAGGAAAAAUUUGUGAAGAACUUAGCAUUGAAGAUCAGCGCACAAACCAGGGGAAACACCUGAGAAAUCUUGUGAUGGAGAGACUCUGUGAAAGUAAUGACCAGUGUGGGGAAGGCUUCAGUCAGACUCCAAAUCUUCAUCUUUACCAGAACACUCUUGCUGGAGUAAAACGGUACGAAUGUAGUGCAUAUGGAAAAGGCUUCGUGCAUCAUUCAUCCCUCAGGAGUCACAUCGCCAUUCACACUGGACACAAACCAUAUCAAUGUCAGGAAUGUGGGCAGGCCUACAGCUGCCGUUCCCACCUCAGAUCGCACGUGAGAACCCACAAUGGAGAGAGACCCUAUGCGUGUAAAUUAUGUGGAAAGACUUUUCCUCGUACUUCUUCUCUCAAUCGGCAUAUAAGGAUUCACACUGCUGAGAAAACCUAUGAAUGUCAGCAGUGUGGGAAAGCCUUCAUUGACUUUUCAAGUCUGACUAGUCAUGUGAGGACUCACACUGGAGAGAAGCCAUAUAAAUGUAAGGAGUGUGGGAAAGCCUUCAGUUACUCCUCAACUUUUCGAAGGCACAUGAUAACGCACACUGGAGAGAAGCCCUAUAAAUGUAAGGAAUGUGGUGAAGCCUUCAGUUAUUCCUCCACUUUUCGAAGACACAUGAUUUCACACACAGGGGAGACACCACACAAAUGUAAGGAGUGUGGUGAAGCCUUCAGUUAUUCCUCAGCUUUUCGAAGGCACAUGAUAGCACACACUGGUGAGAAACCCUAUGAAUGUAAACAGUGUGGGAAAACCUUCAUUUAUCUACAGUCCUUUCGAAGACAUGAAAGGAUUCACACUGGAGAGAAGCCCUACGAAUGCAAACAAUGUGGGAAAACCUUCAUCUAUCCGCAGUCUUUUCGAAGACAUGAAAGGACUCACGGUGGAGAGAAACCUUAUGAGUGCAACCAGUGUGGGAAAGCCUUCAGCCAUCCCUCAUCUUUUAGGGGACAUAUGAGAGUGCACACUGGAGAGAAACCUUAUGAGUGCAGUCAGUGUGGAAAAACUUUCAACUGGCCCAUAUCCUUACGGAAACAUAUGAGGACACACACACGAGAGAAACCCUACGAAUGUAAACAGUGUGGGAAAGCCUUCAAUCUGUCUGCUUGCUUUCGAGAACAUGUGAGAAUGCAUCCUGGAGACAAAUCGUAUGAAUGUAAGCUAUGUGGGAAAGCUUUCUAUUGCCACAUAUCCUUACAAAAACACAUGAGGAGGCACACUGCAGAGAAACUCUAUGAAUGCAAGCAGUGCGGGAAAGCUUUCAGUUGGCCCGAACUUUUGCAGCAGCAUGUAAGAACCCACUCUGCAGAGAAACCCUAUGAAUGUAAGGAAUGUGGGAAAGUCUUCAAAUGGCCGUCAUCUUUACCAAUACAUAUGAGAAUGCACACUGGAGAGAAACCUUAUGAAUGCAAGCAAUGUGGCAAAGCCUUCAGUUGUUCCUCAUCCUUAAGAAGACAUGUGAGGAUACACACUACAGAAAAACACUACAUAUGUAAUGUGGGGAAUUCUGCAGAUGAAUUCAUGCACAGCGCUUCGGAAAAUUCACACCAGGAGAGAAAUCUUAUAAAAGUUAUAGAUAUGGUAUUGCCUUUAUGAGUACUUGAUCAUUAAAAUGGACCCACAGGGAGCAUAUUUCCAGUUCUUUUGCAAAGAAACCUUUAGGUGAAAGAUAACUCUCCAAGUAUUACAACUAUACUACAUAAACUUUGCAGGUAUUAUUUUUUCUUACAUUUCAGUAAAUAAAACUUACCUUUACAGUUUGUUGGACUUAUGGGUGAUUUGAAGUGUAUUUUCAAUAUGUAAACAGUCUUAAUGUCUUAGUUCUUUAAAUUGUUCUUUAAGAAGAGGUUAUUGGAACAAUGAUACUUUGGUAUUGGUUGGGAUUUUCUCCCUGGAUAUCACCCAUAUAUAUUUUCCACUUCUCAUCAAGAGAGUUGUUAUUUAUUUUUGGCCAGAGGAGCCUUAUUCCAUUUUCCUUAUAAGUAGUUGGCAGAAAUGUGUAAUUAUGCAGAGUUCUUCAAAGCGUAUAGUCUCAUGUGAAUUGUUAUUUUCAACUCUUCCCCAUUGCUGUUUGCCCUUGCUUGUGAUUGGGAAUUGAACAGUAGGCUUUUACUUAGGAGAUACUUGUGAUGUGACCCUGAGACAGAGUUUGAGCUAGUUCUCUUGGAUCGUGUUAUGUCAAUAUUGCUAGUGUUGGGAACUACAUUUCCCAGAAUCCCUUCCCUUUAUGAUUCCAUGUUUGAAUUCGCCAGUACCCUAAAUUGGCAUGAGGUUUCGAAGGCAGAACUGAAGAAGCCGUAACUAAGUUUUUGGAACCACAUUAGCAUGUGACAGAUGCAUAGGGGCUUCUUGGACAUGAGCUUUUAGCCUAUUUUUCUGAUUUUCAGCCCUGCCAAUCAAGCGUACCCUCAAAAGAAAUGCCAAAUGAUUGAUUUCCAUUUCUCUUGGAAGCAUAAGUUUCCGCAAAUGCCUCCAUGAGCUCAGUAUCUAGGAUCCACUUGGGUGUCAGGCACUGACAAUUUGGAUUUUUCUACAAACCCUAACGUGUCCUGCAGACCACUAAUUCAGACUCCCGGUCAGUGAUCUCUGAUGCUAUGUUUCCCCUCUUCUCUAGAUGUUAAGGUCUCUUACAAGGACUAAUUUGUAUAGUGAACACUUUGUUCUCAAUACUUCUAAUGGCUCUGAUCCUGAUUCCACCACAAAAGCUACAGUGUUGCAGCAAAACAAACCACCCCAUGGACCUUUGCUGAUCCACUGCAUUUUGAAGUCUGCUGACCUAGGCUUUCUAUGUGAGAACAAACACCUUCCUCAAAUAUUAGACUUUGGGAGAUUUCUGUUACUCAGAGCUGAAUGCCCUUUCUUGAUAAGGGUAUAAUUAUUAUGUUUGAUUAUGUGUCAGUAAAAACUCCGUGCAUUUUAUUUUCAAAGAAAAUCACCUGUAGACAUUUCUUAGAGAUAUCUCAUUGACCGUUUUUAAAUCACUUGUAUAGUAUUAGUUUUCUAGGACUGCUGUAACAAAGUACCACAACUGGGUGACGUAGGACAACAGAAGUUUUUGUCUCACAAAUUGCAGUCCAAAAUGAAGGUAUCGGCUGGACCACGCUUCCUCUGAAAGUGCGAGGGAAGGGUCUGUGCCUGCCUUCUCCUAGCUUCUGGUAGUUGGUUGGCUGGUGGCAAGCAUAACUGUCAUCUUCACAUGACCUUCUCCCUGGGUGCAUGUCUGUCCUUCAUAUGGCAUUCUUUUUAUAAGGACAUCACACAUACUAGGUCAGGGCCUCAUCUUAACUAAUUACAUCUGCAACAACCCUAUUUCCAAAUAAGGUCACAUUCUGAGGUGCUGGGGUUAGAACUUCAGUGUGACAUAAUUCAAUCCGUAACACUAGCAAAUGUUAUUCUCUUUUUCAUUUGCGAGAAUAUAUUAAAGUAUUCCAUUGCAGUUAUGGACUUCAAAUCAACUGUACUUUUAGCAUUAUACAUUCUGAAUCAAUAUUACCUGGUGUACACAAGGUAUUUUUCUGCAUGUAAAUUUUGUUUUAUUACCUGAACAUUUGUUAUUAAAUGGAUUGCUUAUUCAUUGUUAAUAAUAAAAGCUUAAAUAACG